Paramacrobiotus metropolitanus is the source of this 2226-nucleotide messenger RNA. RefSeq names its product FMRFamide receptor-like. Bases 191 to 1276 code for a protein of 361 amino acids. Gene Ontology annotation, biological process: G protein-coupled receptor signaling pathway. The transcript is spliced from 2 exons. Gene Ontology annotation, cellular component: membrane. The record is from RefSeq and is a predicted model, not a curated record. Lineage: Eukaryota; Metazoa; Tardigrada; Eutardigrada; Parachela; Macrobiotidae. Gene Ontology annotation, molecular function: G protein-coupled receptor activity.
ACAACAACCCGGCACUGCUCCAUGCGGAUCAUACGCAUAAAAUCUCUUGCCAUUUGAUCCCCCAGCGAGUUAGUGGCAAUAAUACUUAACACCAUGUUCUUUCCGUAAAAUGAUAUUCCUUCCGUGGUCACCAUGUUUUCUUCGCUGCAAUAACAUCUGCCAGACAUUUUCUUGAUUUUCUAAUCGAAACAUGGCGUUAGAUUACGCUUAUAAUUGUCGCAAUGCAACAUAUUCAACGGACAACUGCUCAACGCCGGACACCAGUGAAGUUUAUUACCAGGAUUUCCUCGACUUGUCGCGUUUCUGGAUCCAGCGAAUUUUCAUUCCCAUCAUCAGUAUUGUUGGGAUUAUUGUUAAUUGUAUGACAAUUAUUGUGUUUUCCCAGCGGCGACUGCGCAGUUCCACCAACAUGUACCUGAAAGCACUGGCGGCAUUUGACCUUUUGUACCUGAUGAGUGUGCUGACAUUGUCGUUUUAUCAUUAUCCCAAUCACCAUCCUUAUUUUACGUACUACAAACCGUACGGAUACUUCAUUACAGAUUUCGCCAGUAAUGUCAGCGUGUGGCUGACGGCAGCCUUCACCGUGGAACGGUUUACCGUUAUUCGUAAUCCGAUGAAAAGUAUGAAACAUGCCACGUCGCAGUUUGCUAAGAGGGUCGUCUUUACCAUUACGGUGUGCUGUUUUGUUGCAACGUUUCCCACAUUGAUGGAAUAUCAUGUACAAGACCGAUACAAUCUGCUGACCAAUACAACCGUCUUGGAAUUACAUCCAACCGCGUUAGGGAAGAAUGCCACGUAUAAAAACGUGUUUUACUGGUUCACGUCCGUCACCUUUGUAUUCUUACCGUUCCUGUUAAUUGCCGCACUGAAUAUGUUUUUGUUGCGGUCACUGCGAGCAGCGCGCAGUAUUCGUUCGUCCUUAUCAUCGGCGGUGCUAGCGUCGGAAUUACGGACCACAUUUUUACUGGUGACGGUGAUACUAAUGUUUUUAUUCUGCCAGACACCGGCGGCGGUUAUGCUGAUUGUGUCCCUUUUCAAUGAACGACAUGGUUUCAUGCCGGACAAUCUUCAGAGGGGGCUCAACAAUAUCAUUAACCUCCUGGUGGCGGUUAACGCCUGUGCAAACUUUUUCCUGUAUGUGGGGUUGUCGAUCAAGUUCCGGAAGACAUUUUUAAGUCUACUUUUCCUCCAAAUGAAGCGCAAGCUAUCAGCCCGAUCGAUACAAACUCCCAACGGGCUGAAUGGAUACAACUUAGCCAACUGUCCCUAUGGAUGACGUAAUACUGUUAUGACAAGUGAGAUUAUGAUGAACCAUGAAACAUUUCCGGUUACAAUUCUUCUCUGUGCUGCGGUACAUAUUCGCCAGUGUGCGGAUUAUUUCGGCGCACCAGCAAAGAUUAAAGCUGAUGUUGUCUGGAUGGGAACAGCGAAGGCUACUUGCCAAGAGGCAAGUAUGGUAGUCGAACCGGCGACUGACAAGAUUUUUUUGUGUACUUGUAUACGCCGCAGAUUCUGAUUACGAUGGUGCGCACUCGAUCGUACUGCAGCAUGUUUCCAUAUGAAUCUCCCAAAGUGAAUUGCGAUAAAAUAUUUUACUGUGCGAUUGUAUCUGACAUAUUUGUCAAUGGUUACUUUGUACUGUUCGGAAAAACAUUUCUAGAUGUGUUUAUUUUUCUACCACUGUAAUCUGUAAUAAAAUAGCACUGCUUGUUUUAACUCUAAAGUUUCCAGGGGAUAUUUUCUUUGGUUUCGAUCGCUUGCUGUUACGCACUUGGAAAUUCUGCGAGGGCGGAGUGACAUGAGUUAUAGGGCAAGUGGUUAAGCACCGUAACCCGGCGUCCAAAUUUAUCAUCAGGCACCAACUAACGAAAUAUUUUUCUACGUAAUUCCAAAAGGCCAAAGCGCUAUAAUUCUUCGUUAACAGAUGCGCGCAAAGCACAUUGUGAUUCAAUGUGAUUUAACGUGGCAUUCUACACCUCGCUGUGAUUAUACUCGGAUUUCAGUCUUAAUAAAGAACAACAUGACCAUAGUGUUUUCUGGCAGUCUGAAAAAGUUGUAUUUGGUUGUUGGUGGCAUACUUUGAUUACGCCAAGCCCAUAAUAAUAUACUGACUUAUUAACGACAUUGUACGCAAGUGUGAUGAGCAGGUUGUUCGGCUAAAAAUAACGGUAUUAAACGGAGACGACAUGUUGUUAACAUCGACGGGAAGUCAGGGUUGUAAACUUA